This is a messenger RNA of Aspergillus tanneri, 1053 nucleotides long. Its product is annotated as mitochondrial 54S ribosomal protein uL24m. Gene Ontology annotation, biological process: translation. Bases 1 to 1053 code for a protein of 350 amino acids. Gene Ontology annotation, cellular component: mitochondrion; ribosome. Lineage: Eukaryota; Fungi; Ascomycota; Eurotiomycetes; Eurotiales; Aspergillaceae. The record is from RefSeq and is a predicted model, not a curated record. Gene Ontology annotation, molecular function: RNA binding; structural constituent of ribosome. The transcript is spliced from 2 exons.
AUGCAGAAGAUCAUUCGAAGGACAGCACUGGCGAGGAACCAGGCCCAAAGGAAGGCCAUUCGUGCAGCCAAAACCGCCGAGCGCGAAGAAUUGAAGGAUUCGUUGAGACAACGGUUCGCAUACAACCGCAUAGGACUCGAUGCCAUCCGAUCCGAGAGGCAACGACGCCGUGAGGAUUGGAUGCGAGGGCCUCUCGCGCCCCAGCGGGACGCUGGUUUUGAAGGGAAGACGUUCGGUGCGUUGUCACCGCAGGCAAUGAACCCACCAACCAUUCCCAAGCACCUACGCAGAAAGUACAUCAAUAUUGCCGCGGGUGACCGAGUGUGUAUCAUGAAGGGCAGAGACAAGGGCAAGAUCAACGAGGUCACCCGGGUGGAUGUGACAAAUGAAACUGUCACCGUCAAGGACCUCAAUGUGGCCGAUGUACAUUUCCCCGAAUGGCUGAACCAACAGUAUGGGAAUAAUACUCCCUUCCAAACGGUGAACCUGCCUCUCCCCAUCGACGACGUCCGACUGGUAGUUGCCCUCGAUGACCCGACCACAGGACAAACGCGAGAUGUCCUGGUGGAACACGUUUACGGCGGGGGUCCCAUACUGGAGCGAGUCUACGGCUCAGACACUCCUAAGCAUACCCGAUACAUUGCCGGCGAGGAUAUCGAGAUUCCAUGGCCUCGUAGUGAGCCGCCGGCAGCGAAGGAUGAGGAGUGGGACACUCUUCGAAUGGAAGUUGAAACCCCCACAUGGGUGCCAUCACUGCACAACGCGCCUUUCCCCCCAAAUGUCAUGGACGAACUCCGGAAUAAGUUCUCGAAAUAUCGAACGAGACAUGACCCUGAAUGGGUGGAAGCUAAGAAGAUGGAAGAGUACAGAAAGGAAUACCUUCAAAGCCGGUCUUUGCUGACACCUAAGGGAGAGCUCAUGGCCAGGAUCCAGGCUAAGAAGGAGGAGCGCUUGAACGCCAGACGAGAUGCUGAUGGCAAUUACCUCCUGGAUGAUCAGACGGUCGGAUUUAUCGAAAACUUCAUGAAAGAGAAAAAGGCUGCCAGGGGUUAA